GCCGUCAUCGCUAUAAGAGCGCGGCGGCGGCGCGCGCGAAUGACGUCAGUCGGGGCCUGUGCGGGAGGCGCCAGCAUGCCGAAGUACUACUGCGACUAUUGUGACACGUACCUGACGCACGACUCGCCCUCGGUGCGCAAGACGCACUGUGGCGGUCGCAAGCACAAGGAAAAUGUGAAGGACUACUACCAGAAGUGGAUGGAGGAGCAGGCGCAGAAUCUCAUCGACCAAACGACUGCUGCGUUCCAGCAAGGCAAGAUGGGAUCUGGUCCUUCUGCAGCUGGAGGGUCCAUGAUUCCGCCUCCCCCAAGCCUCGGAGGGCCUGGCCGACCACCUCUACUGGCAGCACCCAUCGGAGGGCCCCCCAUGAUGCCUUUGUUGGCGCCGCCCCACGGCAUGAUGCAAGUUGGACCGGGAAUGCGUCCCCCAAUGGGUGGCCACAUGACAAUGCUCCCGGGGCCCAUGAUGGGCCCCCCGCGUCCGCGCAUGCUGCCCGCUCGCCCCGGACUGGGCCGCCCCAUGGACAAGUGACCUCCCACAUGAGUGCCCGCUAUUGCUCACAAUGGGGGAAGCAGAGUGGCUACUCGGUGCACUGACACGGCUUGGCCUGAAGCAGUGUUUAUCCCAGGAUGUGUUAUUAAGGAAACAUUACAUACUCUUUGGGUCUUUCGUUGAAGUCACGGAUAGAAAAAUAAUAAAAGAUUACGACGUUUCAAUCGCAAUACAAACAAUCGUCUUCAGGAAAAAAUACAGCAGGCGGACUGCUGCCGCAGCAUUCCACCUGCUGUAUUUACUGAAAGACCCAAAGAGUAUGAUUUCCUGCAGUCACGAAAGCUUUAAGUCGAAACAUUACAUGUUGGCAUUCGUGACAUCUGUCUUUCUCGUUUUUAAGUUUUUACAUACAAUAAAACAAAGAAGAAAUUUG
Molecule: messenger RNA, 925 nt
Organism: Lethenteron reissneri (Far Eastern brook lamprey)
Lineage: Eukaryota; Metazoa; Chordata; Hyperoartia; Petromyzontiformes; Petromyzontidae
Gene: SNRPC
Product: small nuclear ribonucleoprotein polypeptide C
Biological process (GO): mRNA splicing, via spliceosome; mRNA 5'-splice site recognition; spliceosomal snRNP assembly
Cellular component (GO): nucleus; U1 snRNP
Molecular function (GO): zinc ion binding; pre-mRNA 5'-splice site binding
Source: RefSeq, a predicted model, not a curated record